GGGCAAAGUUGAUUCGGCCAGUCACUGACGCAAUCGCGGAAUUAAUGGGAUGAAUAAAUAGCAGAUCUUGAUGAAGCGGGACCGGAGUCUUUCUUCAGCAAGUACCUGUUUGUAAUCGAGUUGUCAACAUCUCCUGGGCGGCAGCCAGCCAGCAACCCCUGCUAGAUCAGUCUAGUUUGGACAUACCUUUAAUUCCAGGACUUCACCCAAACCCCUGUCGAAGAAUGAAGCUGUUGUCUGCUUGUUGUGUCGUUUGCCUGCUGCUGUGCAUCGCGUUUCCCGACGCGGGUUCCCGGGUCCACGGAUCCCCGGUGGGGAUCAGGAAUGCUGAUAUUGAUUCAUCUUGGUAUACUGGGCGUGGGAUAAGGCCUGUGGGUCGUUUUGGAAGAAGAGGACUAACUUUGGACAAAAACAGAAAAUAUGAAUUUGGUACUCGCAGUGUCUGUGGCCCAAUUCGAGAGAGUGGAGACUCUAACAUGAUGAAUAACUAACUGGCCUCUGGCCUGUAGCUCUGUAAACACACAAAACCAACUUUUUAAAUUAUCUGCUUAUUGUUAAUUGUGUACUUAGGACAAAUCACAAACUAAUGAUUAUCUGUCAAGCAAGAAUAGUGUUUAAAACCUGACAUGCAUAUUGUAACGAAAUGUUAAUGCUGACUAUUUGAAUUCCCUUUAAUUGGGGGAUUUAAGAUUACCUUUAAGAAUUGGGGGGUUAUUGAAAUGAAGUCUAAUAUUAUAUAAAGGUAGUAUAGAUACAGCAAGUUAAUUCAAAAUAAUGUGACAAAAUACCCAAAUUUGUUGUCAGGGCGAUGAGGAGUGAAAUCGGGAAACUGGAUGAAAAGUUCCACGAACCGAUGAUUCUAAAAUAAUGUGGAAACGGUAAAGUUUUAAAUUUGGAUCUGCUUUUUUUAAUUUAAAUUUUGAUCU
Messenger RNA from Amblyraja radiata (thorny skate), 926 nucleotides. RefSeq names its product prolactin releasing hormone (gene prlh). The record is from RefSeq and is a predicted model, not a curated record. Gene Ontology annotation, molecular function: prolactin-releasing peptide receptor binding; neuropeptide hormone activity. Bases 225 to 491 code for a protein of 88 amino acids. The transcript is spliced from 3 exons. Lineage: Eukaryota; Metazoa; Chordata; Chondrichthyes; Rajiformes; Rajidae. Gene Ontology annotation, biological process: response to peptide hormone; feeding behavior; G protein-coupled receptor signaling pathway.